Molecule: messenger RNA, 1908 nt
Organism: Trichoplax adhaerens
Lineage: Eukaryota; Metazoa; Placozoa; Uniplacotomia; Trichoplacea; Trichoplacidae
Exons: 20
Coding region: 1-1908 (635 amino acids)
Biological process (GO): microtubule-based movement
Molecular function (GO): microtubule motor activity; ATP binding; microtubule binding
Source: RefSeq, a predicted model, not a curated record
AUGAACAGUGAAGACGCUUGUAAUAUUCGUGUAGUAUGCCGUGUACGUCCACUCAAUUCGGCUGAAACGCAUGCAGGAAGCGAAUUUAUUCCUAAAUUUCCAAACGAAGGACAAAUUGUACUAUCGGGAAAAAGUUUUUCUUUCGAUCAUGUUCUUAACUCAAGUACGAAUCAACAGUCAAUGUAUGACAUUGCCGCUAAGCCAAUCGUCAAAGAUGUCUUAGCUGGCUACAAUGGUACCAUAUUUGCCUACGGCCAAACUUCUAGUGGCAAAACACAUACGAUGGAGGGAGUCAUUGGAGAUCCAGAAUGGCAAGGGAUUAUUCCUCGUAUUAUUGGUGAUAUUUUUGCCUAUAUUUAUACCAUGGAUGAAAAUCUUGAAUUUCAUAUUAAGGUUUCCUAUUUCGAGAUUUAUAUGGAUAAAAUUCGUGAUCUAUUAGAUGUAACUAAAACGAAUCUUGCGGUCCAUGAAGAUAAGAAUAGAAUUCCAUAUGUAAAGAAUAUAACGGAAAGAUUCGUUUCCAGUCCAGAGGAAGUAUUUGAGAUUAUUGACGAAGGAAAAUCUAAUCGCCAUGUAGCUGUAACUAAUAUGAAUGAACAUAGUUCCAGAAGCCAUAGUAUUUUUCUAAUCCACAUAAAGCAAGAGAAUGUUGAAACUCACAAAAGUGUACAUGGAAAAUUAUAUCUCGUUGAUUUAGCUGGUUCCGAAAAAGUUAGUAAAACAGGGGCUGAAGGUAUGGUACUUGACGAAGCCAAAAAUAUUAACAAGUCACUUUCAGCUCUAGGAAAUGUAAUUUCAGCUCUUUCGGAAGCGACGAAAUCACACGUUCCGUAUCGCGAUAGUAAGCUAACUAGGAUUUUACAAGAAAGUCUUGGUGGUAACGCUCGUACUACCAUAAUCAUUUGCUGUUCUCCAUCGUCUAUUAAUGAAUCUGAAACUAAAACUACCUUACAAUUUGGUGCCAGAGCUAAAACAAUCAAAAAUAGCGUGAAAGUGAACGAAGAAUUACCAGCUGAGGAAUGGAAGCGAAGAUAUGAAAAAGAACGAGAAAAAUCUUCUAGAAUUAAGCGCGUAUUGGAAAAUUAUGAACUAGAAUUAAAGAAAUGGAGGGAUGGUGAAAAUGUACCGGUAAACGAACAGGCCGGAGGCAAAGACGAAGGAAAAUUAACAAGCAAUCAUUCCACAUCUAAAAUAAAUAUUGCCGAUGCAUUGGGUGAAAGUGAAAGAGUCCAAUUUGACGAAGAAAGAAACCGACUUUAUGAACAAAUUGACGAAAAAGAUGAUGAACUUAAUAAUAGAAAUACUCUUAUAGAGCAGCUUAGAAGACAAUUGGAGGAUAAAGACGAGGAAUUUCACUUAAUAAAGAAUGAAAGCACUAGGCGUCAAGCGCAAAUAAACGCGUUAGAAGAUGAACUACAAGACUCCAAAGACGAAGUUAAGGAAGUGUUGAACGCGUUAGAAGAGUUAUAUGUUAAUUUUGAUGAAAAGAGUCGACAAUUAGAAGUAAAAUCGCAAGAAUACGAAAAGAAUCUUGAGGAAUUAAUGGGCAUUAAAUCUAAGUUAUCAAAUAUGGAAGAAAACUUUGAAGAAACAAAAGAUACCGAAAAGAGAUACAAAAGAAGAGUUACCGAAUCAAUUAAGAACCUAUUGCAAGAUAUGCAUGAGAUUGGAGACGUUCUUCAAGACGAAGAAUUAAAGACUGCUAUUGCUAAGGACUCUGAAAAAGUAUCUGAUGAAGAGCUUACGUUAGCUCGCUUACAUUUCGGAAAAAUUAAAGGAGAAUUGAAAAUUCUUGUAUCGAGAAAUCAUACAAUAGAAUCGGAAAGAGCCGAACUUGAGAAGAAAUUGAAUGUAUCUGAAGCGAACUUAUCAGAAAAUCAAUUGCUUCUAACUGAGGCAUGUUUUUAA